Solanum verrucosum is the source of this 1213-nucleotide messenger RNA. RefSeq names its product signal recognition particle 43 kDa protein, chloroplastic. The record is from RefSeq and is a predicted model, not a curated record. Gene Ontology annotation, molecular function: protein binding. The transcript has a single exon. Gene Ontology annotation, cellular component: cytoplasm; nucleus. The coding region runs from base 25 to 1143 and encodes 372 amino acids. Lineage: Eukaryota; Viridiplantae; Streptophyta; Magnoliopsida; Solanales; Solanaceae.
GAACAUCUCCUUCCCACUUCUCCCAUGGAUGCUCUCUUUGUCAAUUCAUCUCUCUCCCGACUCAAACUCAAAUUCUCUUCUCAAUUCCCUACCUUCUCUCCCCUGCCCCAUCAGUCUUAUCUCCCACUUAAAAAACUGAAUAGUAGUAAUAAUUUACCACUUGUAUUUGCCACGCUUCAGAACCAGCAGCAACAAGCAGCAGCAGUAGCAGAAGAAGGACGAGAAGAAUUUGAAGAUUACGAUGCCGACGAAACGUAUGGAGAAGUUAACAAAAUCAUUGGGAGUCGAGCAAUUGAAGGUGGGAAAGGAAUGGAGUAUUUGAUUGAGUGGAAAGAUGAACAUGCCCCUACCUGGGUUCCCUCUAAUUUCAUCGCUCAAGACGUUGUCGCUGAGUACGAAACCCCUUGGUGGAACGCGGCGAAAAAGCCCGACGAAUCGGCUCUUCGGCAACUUAUCGAAGCUGAGGACGGCAGGGAUGUGGAUGCUGUUGAUGACGAUGGACGAACAGCUUUUCUCUUUGUAUCGGGACUCGGGUCGGAGCCUUGCGUCAAGCUGCUUGCUGAAGCCGGCGCCGACGUCAAUUACCGCGAUAGGAGCGGCGGGUUGACGGCUCUGCAUAUGGCUGCCGGCUAUGUGAAGCCUGGGGUCGCUAAGCUGUUAAUUGAGCUCGGCGCAGACCCCGAGGUGCAGGAUUACAGAGGGCAGACGCCGCUGAGCUUAGCGAGGAUGGUCUUGAAUCAAACACCUAAAGGAAACCCAAUGCAAUUCGCGAGGGGAUUGGGAUUAGAGAAUGUUAUUAGGGUAUUGGAGGAUGCAAUUUUUGAGUAUGCACAAGUGGAGGAGAUAUUGGAGAAGAGAGGGAAAGGUGAAAAUGUCGAGUAUUUAGUGAAAUGGAAGGAUGGGGAGGAUAAUGAAUGGGUCAAAGCAUGGCUGAUAUCUGAGGAUUUGGUGAGAGAUUUUGAGGCUGGAUUGGAAUAUGCAGAGGCAGAGUGCAUCUUGGAGAAGAGAGAGGGCGAGGACGGGAAAGGAGAAUACUUGGUUAAAUGGACUGAUAUUGAGGAGGCUACCUGGGAACCCGAAGAAAAUGUUGACGCCCUUCUGAUAGAAGAUUUUGAAAAGGGUCAACAGAAAGUAGUAAGUUGAAUUCAUGGUUUCUCUUUUGGCUUGUAUUUUUCAUUUUCUGUGGUAAUAUAAUGCUCUUUUGUUUUAUGAA